Molecule: messenger RNA, 790 nt
Organism: Leptosomus discolor (cuckoo roller)
Lineage: Eukaryota; Metazoa; Chordata; Aves; Leptosomiformes; Leptosomidae
Source: RefSeq, a predicted model, not a curated record
AUGAAAGACUUGUGCUUCAACGGGAUCAGUGGUGAAGCUCAGGAGCUCUUCUCUGUCCGCCAUGGUCCAGUUCGAGCUGCACGGAUUUUACCAGCUCCACAAAUCAGUGCUCAGAAAUGCGAUAAUUUUUCUGAGAAGCGGCCUCUUCUUGGUGUGUGCAAAAGCAUUGGAUCUUCUGGCACAAGCCCGCCUUACUGCUGUGUAGACCUUUAUUCUUUGCGAACAGGAGAGAUGGUUAAGUCCAUACAGUUCAAAACUCCUAUUUAUGAUCUGCAUUGCAAUAAAAGGAUACUUGUUGUAGUCCUGCAAGAGAAAAUUGCCGCCUUUGACAGCUGUACUUUCACCAAAAAAUUCUUCGUUACAAGCUGCUAUCCUUGUCCAGGGCCAAACAUGAACCCUAUUGCUCUUGGAAGCCGUUGGCUUGCUUACGCAGAAAAUAAGCUGAUCCGAUGCCAUCAAUCCCGUGGUGGAGCCUGUGGAGACAACAUUCAGUCUUACACUGCCACAGUCAUUAGUGCUGCCAAAACGAUAAAGACUGGACUUACAAUGGUUGGGAAGGUAGUUACGCAGCUGACGGGGACGCUGCCUUCAGGAGCAACUGAAGAAGAAAUUUUAGCUCACAGCAACAUUCGUCGAAGUCCUCUGGUGCCUGGAAUCAUCACUAUCAUAGAUACAGAGACAGUUGCAGAAGGGCAGGUACUUGUCAGUGAGGACUCUGAUAGCGAUGGUAUUGUGGCCCACUUCCCUGCACAUGAAAAGCCUAUUUGCUGCAUGGCUUUUAACCCUAGUG